UCCGUCUCAGAAGCAAAAAACCUCAGGCGAGAAAAAUAAAAACCCUACUCCCUCUAUAUCUCUCUAAUGGCGAUCGAAGGAGUAGAAAGGAGGCCGAAGACGAAGAUCGUCUGCACGUUGGGCCCCGCAUCGAGGUCCGUACCGAUGUUAGCAAAGCUCUUGAGGGCUGGGAUGAACGUUGCACGCUUCAAUUUCUCGCACGGGUCGCAUGAGUACCACCAGGAGACGCUCGACAAUCUCAAAGAGGCGAUGGAGAAUACAGGGAUUCUCUGUGCAGUCAUGCUAGAUACAAAGGGCCCAGAGAUUCGGACUGGUUUUCUCAAGGAUGGCAAGCCCAUCCAACUCAAGAAGGGUCAAGAGAUAACCAUCUCCACAGAUUACAGCAUGAAGGGCGAUGAGAACACCAUAUGCAUGAGCUACAAAAAACUAGCUGAGGAUGUGAAGCCUCAGAGCGUCAUAUUGUGUGCGGAUGGUACAAUUACACUCACCGUGCUGUCCUGCGACAAGGAGUUGGGAUUGGUCCGUUGCCGCUGUGAGAAUUCCGCUGCUCUCGGCGAGCGGAAAAAUGUCAAUCUUCCUGGAGUUAUUGUAGACCUCCCGACGCUAACGGAGAAAGACAAGGAAGAUAUCAUGCAGUGGGGUGUUCCUAACAAGAUUGACAUGAUUGCUCUAUCCUUUGUCCGCAAAGGUUCGGACCUUGUGGAAGUUCGUAAGCUACUAGGAGAACAUGCUAAGACCAUCAUGCUCAUGUCCAAGGUUGAGAAUCAAGAAGGCGUGGCAAAUUUCGACGACAUCCUUGCAAACUCAGAUGCUUUCAUGGUGGCCCGAGGUGAUCUGGGCAUGGAAAUCCCGAUUGAGAAGAUAUUCUUGGCACAGAAGGUGAUGAUUUACAAGUGCAACAGCCAAGGGAAACCAGUCGUCACUGCGACCCAGAUGUUGGAAUCCAUGAUCAAGUCUCCACGUCCCACCCGUGCUGAGGCGACAGAUGUGGCCAAUGCGGUUCUUGAUGGCACCGACUGCGUGAUGCUUAGCGGAGAAACAGCUGCAGGCGCUUACCCGGAGCUUGCCGUUCAGACAAUGGCUAAGAUCUGCAUUGAAGCUGAAUCAACACUUGAUUAUGGAGUCGUUUUCAAAAGAAUCAUGGAAACUGCACCAGUUCCCAUGAGUCCAUUGGAGAGCCUCACAUCUUCUGCGGUCCGAAUGGCCAACUCUGCCAAAGCAGUGCUGAUUUUGGUUCUAACCAGAGGCGGAAGCACUGCGAAGCUGGUUGCCAAAUACAGGCCGUCAAUGCCAAUUCUAUCAGUGGUGGUUCCAGAGAUAAAGACGGAUUCCUUCAAUUGGUCUUGCAGUGACGAAUCCCCAGCAAGGCAUAGUCUUAUCUUUAGAGGACUGAUUCCGGUCUUGAGUGCGGGAUCGGCAAAGGCUUCUGAUGCGGAAGCUACUGAGGAGGCACUUGAAUUUGCAAUUCAACAUGCCAAGGCGAAGGGACUUUGCAAGUCCGGAGAUUCGGUUGUUGCAUUGCAUCGCGUUGGGGUUGCCUCUAUAAUCAAGAUCUUGAAUAUCAAGUGAUUAUUUUGGUUGCACGCUCUGUUUUCAUGUAUCUUCUGAUUCUGUUGUCGUCCUGCUCUUCUUUUGAAUUUCUUUUUGGUUUUGAGGCAGCACGUAGACAGUCAAAGAGAGCUUUGUAGGUCUUAAUAUAUGAUCACUCUCUCUACAGGAAGAAUAAGACAUUGAUUUGAUAGAAGUUGGUAGUGAGAGAGUGGAGUUUUGGUAGAACACAGGUUUUGGAGUUUGUUUUGUUUUAUGAGAUGGAAACAUCCCAACUUUUUUUGAGUGUCAUUUCAAUUCUUCAUGUUGAAUUUAGAAUGAUGGAGGCUGCGUUUCAAGGCA
This is a messenger RNA of Magnolia sinica, 1890 nucleotides long. Its product is annotated as pyruvate kinase, cytosolic isozyme. NCBI's taxonomy places the organism in Eukaryota, Viridiplantae, Streptophyta, Magnoliopsida, Magnoliales, Magnoliaceae. The transcript is spliced from 3 exons. Gene Ontology annotation, biological process: glycolytic process. Gene Ontology annotation, molecular function: magnesium ion binding; pyruvate kinase activity; potassium ion binding. Bases 67 to 1569 code for a protein of 500 amino acids. Gene Ontology annotation, cellular component: cytoplasm. The record is from RefSeq and is a predicted model, not a curated record.